Messenger RNA from Sinocyclocheilus grahami, 1276 nucleotides. It is a transcript of the gene six1a, whose product is annotated as SIX homeobox 1a. Bases 376 to 1227 code for a protein of 283 amino acids. Gene Ontology annotation, biological process: regulation of skeletal muscle cell proliferation; skeletal muscle fiber development; regulation of transcription by RNA polymerase II. The record is from RefSeq and is a predicted model, not a curated record. NCBI's taxonomy places the organism in Eukaryota, Metazoa, Chordata, Actinopteri, Cypriniformes, Cyprinidae. Gene Ontology annotation, molecular function: RNA polymerase II cis-regulatory region sequence-specific DNA binding; DNA-binding transcription factor activity, RNA polymerase II-specific. Gene Ontology annotation, cellular component: transcription regulator complex; nucleus. The transcript is spliced from 2 exons.
GUGUGUGUGUUCAAGGUCUCCAGUUUCAGGCCUUGACGUCCGCCCUCCGGGGAGGAAACGGAACGGAUCUGUAGAUGCAGUUCUGCUCUGCUGGCCGGUUUCAGAACAGACCGGGGCGAACUAAUCACGGAAUGACGCUGUGCUGGGUUUCUCUGUCAUAUAUCCUUAAGGACAACCCGCAUCCGAAUCUCACGUGUGCAACCCCGGAGGGUGACAGUGGUGCCACACAACCGGAUAACAGGCGGUUAUCAAAAUUGGAGCUGCAGCAAGAGAUAAACGUGGCACGGGGAUUUUUGUCAGAGGACUCAUUUGAGAGGAAUACAUACAGAGCCUCGGAAUAGGAGGGUAUUACGUGGUGGACUGCGCCGGGCCGCAAUGUCAAUCUUGCCCUCUUUCGGCUUUACGCAGGAGCAGGUCGCGUGCGUCUGCGAGGUGCUGCAGCAGGGUGGAAACCUGGAGAGGCUCGGACGUUUCCUUUGGUCCCUGCCAGCCUGUGACCACCUCCACAAGAACGAAUCCGUGCUGAAAGCGAAGGCCUUGGUGGCCUUCCAUCGGGGAAACUUCCGUGAGCUCUACAAGAUCCUGGAGAGCCACCAGUUCUCCGCGCACAACCACCCGAAGCUGCAGCAGCUGUGGCUGAAGGCGCACUACGUGGAGGCGGAAAAGUUGCGGGGCCGCCCGCUAGGCGCUGUGGGCAAAUACCGCGUGCGCAGGAAAUUUCCUUUGCCCCGUACGAUCUGGGACGGUGAGGAGACCAGUUACUGCUUUAAGGAGAAGUCGCGGGGCGUGCUGCGUGAAUGGUACACGCACAAUCCCUAUCCAUCUCCACGGGAAAAGCGGGAGCUGGCGGAGGCAACGGGACUGACCACCACACAGGUCAGCAACUGGUUUAAAAACAGGAGGCAGAGAGACCGGGCAGCUGAGACAAAAGAGAGAGAAAACAGCGAGAACAACGGCGUUGGCGGUAAGCAGAGCCAGCGGUCUCCGCUCGACGGAGUGAAGUCGCUUAUGUCCAGCUCGGAGGAUGAGUUCUCUCCGCCGCAGAGCCCCGAGCACAACUCCGUGCUUCUACUGCAGGGGAACAUGAACACUCCCGGGGCUUCCGCAUACCCAAUGCCCGGCCUCGGUGCACAGCACUCGGUGCAUAGCAUGCAAGGACAUCCGCAUCAGAUGCAGGAUUCACUGUUGGGAUCUCUAACAUCCAGCCUUGUGGAUUUAGGAUCUUAGGACGUCUCGUUCAUAUUUUAAGCGACAAGACUUAACCCCAUAAAUAACC